GCGAGCCUAGCAACGCAGCGCUUUCCGGCAGUGAGGAGAACAACGCGGUCCAGGCAGGCAGUGAGAGAGCCGGAGCUGAUCUGAGACUGAACAUGAUCUGUCGUUUUGAUGGACAGGUUUUGUUCAGUGUCUCAUGUAUGAGACCGGGUGAAUACUGCUUUCUUUAUUAGGCUUUGCAACGUGAACGCGGAUGGCCGCGGUUCCGCCUGGGCCUGACACCGGGUCCCGGGCAGAGAUGAUUUCCUUCCACGGGAGUAGGUGCUCUGUCCCCGGGGAACCGGAGAACCUCGUGGGGAACCUGCAGGACUCGGUCGGGACAGAUAGUGGACAGAAACCAGAUGUGUGCGGGUGUAAACUGGAGCGAGAUUACCCGUUCUCGGAGCUGAACCACCAGAGUGAAACGUUAGAGAGACGGAUAAACGGCUUUAGUUGUAUCGGAGUGUCCGGAUUUAUCCAUAAUCAUACAGAGGAUGAGAGGCUGAAUGAACUUAAAGCACCUACAGAGCACUGUGACAGAUCCAGCUGCGACCAAAACACCAGCAACCCACAGCACAAACUAGGUUUACCUUACCAAGACAUGACCCAGAAGAGUGACAACAGCAUGGUUACAUUCUCUCAAAGUGAAGCCAGUCACACUCAUGCAAAUAUAGGACACGAUUUUGGUAAUAAAGUCACAAAAUGUUACCUAAGGACUGAUCAAGGACCUGAGGUAACAUCUCAGACUGUUCCUGAUGCUGAUGGACCAGUAUUGGAGAUGUGCAGGUUAGACCUGAACCAUUCACCUGCCACAGAAGCGAACCAAAGUCAGGAGGCUGUGUAUGUGCACUAUGAGUCUGAACUUCAAAUGCCAGGCAUAAUGAGACUGAUAACCAAGGAUCUGUCCGAACCUUAUUCCAUAUAUACGUACCGGUACUUUAUCCACAACUGGCCACAGCUUUGCUUUCUGGCAAUGGUACAGGAGGUCUGUGUGGGAGCAAUUGUGUGUAAACUAGACAUGCACAAGAAGAUGUUUCGGCGUGGAUACAUCGCCAUGCUAGCUGUGGACUCCGAACAUCGUCGAAAAAACAUUGGUACUAACCUUGUGAAGAAGGCCAUCUAUGCUAUGGUAGAGGGAGACUGUGAUGAAGUCGUGCUGGAGACGGAGAUCACUAACAAUUCUGCCCUGAAGCUCUAUGAAAACCUGGGUUUUGUGAGGGAUAAGCGGCUCUUCAGAUAUUAUCUCAAUGGUGUUGACGCUUUGCGGCUCAAACUGUGGCUACGCUAAGCUGUCCGAGGCUCUCUUCCUUCAGUACGCUUACAGUCAGAACACGAUUUUGACUGGGCACAAUCACUGAAGGCUAUUUUCGCUGGUUAAACAAAGUACUAUACUUGAUAUAUCUCUGUGAGAAUCAGGGAACACAAAGGAAAAAGAAAAAAAAACACACAAGUGUAGCGGUUGAAGUCCUCAAAGAGUUAUUUGGUGUAAAUCUAAGCAGAGCUGGAUCUCAGAGGAAUAGAUCCAGCAGAUAAAAAUCAGAUUAAGCUGAAACAAAGAAGUGACGUGAGACAUUUUGUGUUUGACUUGAGGCUUCAAACAAGAUGUGUUUUUUCUCCCCCCCCCAUCCUGUUUAUUGUUAUAUAGUGGUUUGAACAAAGUGCAGUUUUUUUAAUGUAGUGUGGUGUGUGUUUGAUUGCACUGAGGGGUAUGCUGUGAGCAGCGUGUGCUAGUAACGUGCUUAUUGUUGAAGCUGAUAUGUGAUUUCUACAUGUGUGGGAGAUUUCCACUCUACAGUGGUUCCAAAGGUGUCAUUUCUCCAGAUGCUUUAGUUGCAUCAGGCAUCAUUCGAUGGCUACAGGUUCAUUUAAUGAAAUAAAAGAGCAAAUACGUGGUGUGGAAAACACAGAAUAAACACUUAUCAUUUAUGAGAGCUCUUUAAUGUGGUACUGAGGCUCAUAUGCACAAAUAUACUGCUAGUGUUAAUAACUGCAAUGGAGAAGUUCAAAAUUCUGCUUGUGUGAGAAGAAAUUUCCAAGUUCAUGUCUUUCGAAAAAAGUCAACCAUUGAAAACAAUCAGCUUAGUCUGACCAGCUGCUAGCUCAUAAAACACCUUCUGAGUUGGUCAUGCUGAUAAAAUAAGGUAAGAUAGAAUAAGAAGAUUUGAGAAAUAGUUUGCUGCGGUUGUUACAUCAUAGACAGUUUAUUUUAUUUUAGAAUGUAACGCAGCAGUUAAACAAUUACAAAAUAUUUUAGUUUUCUUUUAUUAAUCAUUUUAGUCAAGUUAGGUGGAAAAUAGCAGAUGUGCCAUCUUUCACACGUUUUGUGUUGGAACGCAAAUGCAUUUUAUGAGUAGAGUAUGCUGCUACUGAAAGAAAAACACAUGUACAAAGCACUUACAUUAAUGUCUCCUAACAGAAAGCUUCACCACCUAAACGAUGACAGUCUUCGUUAUGUCAACACUUUUUUUUUUUUUUUAUUAUUAAGCAUAGACUAUAUGAAGCGCUCUUUAAUGAAAGUCCCUGUGAAUUAGUUAUUACUGCAGAAGAGACUAUAACAUAUUAGAAGACGUCUGAUAUUACUGUCAGAGCUGCUGAAAAGACAGAAAAGUCAUCAGAUUCAAGCAGUCCUAAAAAUUCCAUAAAUGGAACAUUUCGCUGUUUAAUGCAGAGUUUAACGGAAACGAGACAGAGUAGGUUUCACUGAUGCUUCUUUAUUAUUAAGUAACACAAACGGUCAAAAACUGGAAGAAUGUGGUGAAAGUAUUCUUGUAUGCUCAGACUUUAUCUAUAUUAUAACUGCCUUAACAUACGUUUGCAUCCACUGAAUUAUUCAUUACACAAUAAGUCUGUCGAAUGUCAUCCACAGUGAGAGAGUAUUUUUCUGUUGAUGUUGCCUUACACUCUGGAUUGUUGCCUUGUUUUAUGUGUAAUGUUUUGUAUUUUAUCGUUGAUAAAUCUUUAAAAUAUAUAUAAAUAAUAUAAUAGAUAUUAUUUCAUAACCAGAAAUAAUGAAGGAUGCAAACCAUACCCAACUACAUAUAUAAAUAAUAGAUCAGGUCUGACAACUGAAAAUUGGACAUAAUUGAAUAAUUCUGUGGAGGGUGUAGUUAAGGCGGAGGCGUUUGCUUCAGGAUGUGGUGUUUACUGCAGAUAAAUUAGAGUGACAGAUUGGAGUAAUUACUGUAUGUGGAGAGUGAGAGGAAGUAGACGAGAGGAGCAAGGCUAAGUAGAGGAGGAAGCAGCUGAUCUGUUUACUGUGUAUUUCACAUUUUACAGCUCUCCUUGAACUACAUUUAAAUAAAAGUCUGUUUUAACUUUU
This is a messenger RNA of Hemibagrus wyckioides, 3295 nucleotides long. RefSeq names its product N-alpha-acetyltransferase 30-like. Gene Ontology annotation, molecular function: protein-N-terminal amino-acid acetyltransferase activity. The record is from RefSeq and is a predicted model, not a curated record. Lineage: Eukaryota; Metazoa; Chordata; Actinopteri; Siluriformes; Bagridae. The transcript is spliced from 4 exons. Gene Ontology annotation, biological process: N-terminal peptidyl-methionine acetylation. The coding region runs from base 191 to 1264 and encodes 357 amino acids. Gene Ontology annotation, cellular component: NatC complex.